GUUUAUUUUUAGCAUCCAAACGAAAAAGAAAAUAACUUUUUUUUUUUUGUGUCCCCAUACAAUUUUGGUAUGACGCAAAAAAAAAAACCGCAUGUGGCUCUGGGAACCUGCUAGUUUCUUUCCUGCAACCAAAACUGAAAGCAUAACACCAACGUUGCUAGCUUUGACAAAUAUUCCACGGCAAUGACGGGAAACUUUGUAGACGAUUUCCCGCAUGGGUUCUUUUUUAUCCGUUCCAAAGCGAAAAAGAUGGCCAUUGAUGUGUACGAUGGUGGCAUGUUGAACGAAUACAAUAUCAUCAUAUGGCCGCAGAAAAUGGUCGAUAGCAUCAAUCAGCUUUGGAUGCAUGAAGAUGGAUUCUUAAUCAAUAAAAAAUCGGGAUUAGUACUUGAUAUUCGAGGAGGUGAUAUCAAAAAGGACAAAGUCAUCAUCCAGUACGCUCGCAAACCUGGAUUAGCCCACAAUCAACGGUGGAAAUAUCAAGAUGGCUACAUUGUAUCAGCUGCAGCACCUCACUUGGUCUUAGAUAUUCGGGGAGGCGACUUUAAAGAAGGCAACCAGGUUUUCUUGAACACCAAAGAUUCUACCAGUAGCACUCAGCAAUGGUUAUUGGAACCUUUUCAAGACGCACGCUCCGAACAGGAUCUGGCUUUAUUAAGACCGCCGCCUUUGGAAAAACAUCAAUCAUGCACAUUUCCGCGACCUGAGGAACUUUACAGUUGCUAUCGAUCCGUUUUCCUUGAAAAUAAACCCGAUGCUACUCCGGAACAAGUCGCGGCGGCGGCAGGUUUCCAGGUAACAUCCCACCGAUAACCUAUUUGAUUCAUUUAUUUAUCACGGUGAAUGUUACCAGGCAAUGAGGAAUUAUAUACACGAUAAAAAGGUGACCGAGGCGAUGGAUGAGGAUCCAUACAACAGAGAAGAACUACUCCAUCGGGUAGAUCAAGAGGUGGGCUUUCCCAAAAGCAAACAUUGAAUGUGAAAUCAUACGAUAACUAAACACAGAUUGUGCUAGGUAACGCAAUUAUUGAGCC
This is a messenger RNA of Radiomyces spectabilis, 1034 nucleotides long. Its product is annotated as ricin B lectin domain-containing protein. The coding region runs from base 184 to 813 and encodes 209 amino acids. The transcript is spliced from 8 exons. The record is from RefSeq and is a predicted model, not a curated record. NCBI's taxonomy places the organism in Eukaryota, Fungi, Mucoromycota, Mucoromycetes, Mucorales, Radiomycetaceae.